AUGAGUAAUGCAUCUCAAGUUGUUGCUGUUUUAAAAAGAACAAGGGCCAAAUAUGUGGAAUCAGCAAAAUCUGAUAUUGUAACAGCACUCAACAUUUUCCCUGAUCUUUCGCCGGACGCCGAAACCUUCACAUUUCCUGAUGGAACCCGAAAUUUAACGUUCCGAUUAAAAGGAACGAUACCAGUUCUGUAUAAGGGUAAUACGUACAACAUCCCGGUUGCGUUAUAUUUAUGGGAUACUCAUCCAUAUUAUGCGCCGAUCUGCUAUGUAUGUCCAACAUCGAAUAUGAUGGUGAAAGAAUCACAAACUGUCGAUAAACAAGGCCGAAUUUAUUUACCAUAUUUGACGGACUGGCGUUUUCCUGGAUAUGACCUCAGUGGAUUGCUUCAGGUCAUGUCACUAUGUUUCCGUGAAACAUGCCCAGUGUUCGCGAAGCCAGCCGGAAGCAAUGCCUCACGUGUAUCAGCAACCACAAACGUAGGUGGUGGUUCAUCGAGUAGUCAGCAGUCCUCUCCGUACACACCAUAUCCGACAUCGCAGUCUGUUGGAAUGCCACCCUAUCCACUGAGUACACCUCAGCCGGGUGCUGGACAGUAUUCUGCAGGCGCAUACCAACCACCCUAUCCAAAUGCGUAUCCCUCAUUUCCUAAUCCAAUGCCCGCUCAACAACCCGCAAGUGUUGCCGGUGGAGGAGGAGGAUCAUUAUCGAAUGUUACAAGUGCUAGCCAAGCAUCAGUUGGUACCAUACAACCGGAACAUUUAAAGGCGUCAUUGUUGAGUGCAAUUGAGGAUAUAGUCAAGCAGAGGCUUCGUGAAAAAUUAGGUACAGUCCACGCUGAGUUAGCGUCCAUUAGGCAAACCCAUUCGGAUUUACGCAGCGGUCAACAAAAGUUGAAGAGUAUUGCUGAUGAAUUGAGCAGAGAACAAAAACAAAUCGAUGAAUCAUUGCUCAUUUAUCGCGAGAAAAAAGAAGAAUUGCAAUCAAUAAUUACGUCGCAUCCAGAAGAUGUAAGUGUCGAUAUUGACUCGUUGAUCGAUGCGUGUACGCCAUUGCAUAAGCAGCUCCUGCGUUGCUAUGUGCACGAUUGUGCGAUUGAUGAUACGAUUUACUUCUUGGGUCAAGCGCUUAAACAAGGAACAAUGACUUUGCCAAACUAUUUGAAAGAGGUUCGUCAACUGUCCAGUAAGCAGUUCAUCUAUAGAGCAACGCUUCAAAAGUGUCGUCUCAAAGCGAAACUUCCCACUUAA
This is a messenger RNA of Anisakis simplex (herring worm), 1248 nucleotides long. The record is from the annotation of a GenBank genome assembly. NCBI's taxonomy places the organism in Eukaryota, Metazoa, Nematoda, Chromadorea, Rhabditida, Anisakidae.